AUGUGGCGGUGGGAGGAGGCGGGGGGGGGCUGCGGGGGGCGGGGCGGGGGGCGGGGCUGGCGCUGGCGCUGCUGGGGCUCGCGCUGGUGGGGGGAGGGGGGCUUUGCAAAGGGCGCAGGCGGUGCAGUUGAGGCAGGUCUUGCGAAGGAUGCGGGUCUUGCAAAUGGUGCAAGCUUUGCAAACGGUGCAGGCGUUGCAAAGGAUGCGGGUGUUGCAAAGGAUGCGGGCGUUGCAAAAGGUGCAGGCGUUGCAAAGGAUGCGGAUGUUGCAAAGGAUGCAGGCGUUGCAAAAGGUGCAGGCGUUGCAAAAGGUGCAGGCGUUGCAAAGGAUGCGGGCGUUGCAAAGGAUGCGGGCGUUGCAAAAGGUGCAGGCGUUGCAAAGGACGCGGGCAUUGCAAAGGACGCGGGCAUUGCAAACGGUGCAGGCAUUGCAAACGGUGCAGACAUUGCAAACGGUGCAAGCUUAGCAAAGGAUGCAGGCAUCGCAAACGACGCCGGCGUUGCAAACUCCGCGAGCUCUGCAAGCGCCGCAGCCCUUGCGGACGACGCAGACCUCACCAACGACCCCCCCCAUCCUCCUCUCCCCCCGCGGCUGCGGACCGACCCCCCCAUUCCUCCUGGUGCUGGUGCCCAGCGCCCCGUCCCCACUCCGCUCGACGCCAGGCCAUCCGAGAAACGUGGGGGGGGGGGGGACGGGCGACCGGGUGGGCUCCCCACCCGCACCCUCUUCGUCCUGGGGGUGCCGACGGUGCCGGCCGAACAACCGGCGGUGCGAGCGGAAGCUCACCGCCACGGCGACCUCCUGCAAGGCGCCUUCGCCGACACUUACGCCAACCUCACGCGCAAAACGGCGUUUUUGCUACGUUGGGCGGCGAGCCGUUGUCCCGCCGUCCCUUUCAUCCUCAAAGCCGACGACGACGUCUUCGUUAACCUCCCGGCCUUAACGAGUUAUUUAGCGUCCUUCCGGCGAGCGCCACGGUUAUACCUGGGACGGAUCCAUUGGUGGGUUCGACCCCAACGGGACCCUCGCGGUCGUCACCACGUCCCCGUCGCCGUUUAUCCCGCCGCCGCCUUCCCCCUUUAUUGCAGCGGCACGGCGUACGUCUUAUCGGGGGAGGCGGCGGCGGCCGUGCUGGCGGCGGCCCCCCGAGUCCCUUUUGUCACCCCCGAGGACGUUUGGGUGGGCCUUUGCGCCCAACGAGCCGGUUUGGCACCCCGCCAUUCGGCUCGGAUGGCCGGAUCGGCGCGUUUCCCUUUGGACGGGUGCUGUUACGGCGAGGUGCUCUUCAGUUCCCACGGGCUCGGCCCCGGGGAGUUGCGGAGGGUCUGGGGGUUGUUGCAAGGAGAGGGGGGGGGGUUGUAACGCGUUGCAACGGGCGUUGGGCGUGCUGCGGUGCAAGGCGCUGGCCGUCGGCGAGUGGCUUUGGCAGUGAGCGGGGAGGGUGACGGUGCGGCGAGGCCGAGGACGUCGCACGGGGCUUGCACGUGUUGGAGGAGCCGCAGCAGCGCUGGGAUGCAGCGUGGUGUUGCUGCGAGCCAUCAGCCGCGGCGCAAAGAGGACGAGGACGUUGCACGUGUUCAAGGAGCUGCAGCAGCGCUGGGAUGCAGCAUCGCUGCAAGCAAUCAGCUGCAGUGCAAAGAGGACGAGGAGGUUGCAUGGGGCUCGCGCGUGUUUGACGAGCCGCAGCAGCCCUGGGAUGCAGCGUUGUGUUGCUGCGAGCCAUCAGCCGCGGUGCAAAGAGGACGAGGACGUUGCAUGGGGCUCGCACGUUUUUGACGAGCUGCAGCAGCCCUGGGAUGCAGCGUUGUGUUGCUGCGAGCCAUCAGCCGCGGUGCAAAGAGGACGAGGACGUUGCAAGUGUUCAAGGAGCUGCAGCAGCGCUGGGAUGCAGCGUUGCAUCACUGCAAGCAAUCAGCCGUGGUGCAGCGCCGUUGAGGAUUUUGGAUGGGGCUUGCACAUGUUCAAGGAGCUGCAGCAGCCCUGGGAUGUAGUCUUGUGUUGCUGCAAGCAAUCAGCUGUGGUGCAAAGAGGACUUUGUACGGGGUUUGCACGUUUGACAAGCUGCAGCAGCGCUGGGACGCAGCGUUGCGUCACUGCAAGCGAUCAGCCACGGUGCAGCAACAACGAGGAUGUUGUACAGGGCUUGCACGUGUUGGAGGAGCCGCAGCAGCGCUGGGAUGCAGCGUGGUGUUGCUGUGAGCCAUCAGCCGCGGCGCAAAGAGGACGAGGACGUUGCACGUGUUCAAGGAGCUGUAGCAGCCCUGGGAUGCAGCGUUGCAUCACUGCAAGCAAUCAGCCACGGUGCAGCAAAAAUGAGGAUGUUGCACAGGGCUUGCACAUGUUGGAGGAGCUGCAGCAGCCCUGGGAUGCAAACAUUAUGUCACUGCAAGCUAUCAGCUGUGGUGCAAAGAGGACGAGGACGUUGCUUGUGUUCAACAGGCUGCAGCAGCCCUGGGAUGCAGCGUUGCGUUGCUGCAAACCAUCAGCCAUAGUGCAGAGAGUACAAGGACAUCGCACGGGAUGUUGCACUUGUUGGAGGAGCCGCAGCAGUGCUGGGAUGCGGCAUUGCCUCACUGCCAGCGAUCAGCUGCUGUGCAACAAGGACAUUGCACAGGGCUUGCAUGUGUUGGAGGAGCUGCAGCAGUGCUGGGAUGCAGUGUUGUGUUGCUGCACGCGAUCAGCCGUGGUGCAGCAAGGACAAGGAUGUAGCACAGGGCUUGCACUUGUUCAAGGAGCUGCAGCAGCCCUGGGAUGCAACAUCAUGUCACUGCAAGUGAUCAGCUACAGUGCAACGAGGACGAGACCAUUGUACGGGACGUUGCACGUGUUGGAGGAGCUGCUGCACCACUGGGAUGCACCAUUGCACUGCUGCAAGUGAUCAGCCAUGGUGCAAAGGCAAGGUUGCACAGGGCUUGCACGCGUUCAGGGAGCUGCAGCAAUGCUAGGAUGCAACAACAUCGUGUCGCUGCAAGCAGUCGGCUGCGGUGCGACGAGGACGUUGCACGGGACGUCGCACGUGUUGGAGGAGCCACAGCAGCGCUGGGAUGCAGCGUUGCGUCGCGGCAAGCCCUCAGCCGUGGUGCAAAGAGGACGAGGACAGUGCAUGGUGACAAGGCCGUUGCACGGUGACUGACAAGGCCAUCGCACGGCGCUGCCCACACUCCCCCCCCCCCCCCCCCCCCCGGCGUUGGCAGGCGCCACGGCUGCAGCGUCCCCGUCCCCAGCGGGCAAUAAAUGCGACGGGGCUGGUGA
This is a messenger RNA of Aquila chrysaetos chrysaetos, 3252 nucleotides long. It is a transcript of the gene B3GALT4, whose product is annotated as beta-1,3-galactosyltransferase 4. Gene Ontology annotation, molecular function: N-acetyl-beta-D-glucosaminide beta-(1,3)-galactosyltransferase activity. The transcript has 2 exons. The coding region runs from base 1 to 1362 and encodes 453 amino acids. The record is from RefSeq and is a predicted model, not a curated record. Lineage: Eukaryota; Metazoa; Chordata; Aves; Accipitriformes; Accipitridae. Gene Ontology annotation, cellular component: membrane.